Molecule: messenger RNA, 1137 nt
Organism: Leptosia nina
Lineage: Eukaryota; Metazoa; Arthropoda; Insecta; Lepidoptera; Pieridae
Source: the annotation of a GenBank genome assembly
AUGGUAGCCGUAAAACUCGUUAAAAAGAAGUCUAUAAAAGAAACACCUAAAGGCAAAGUGAUCAAAUUGAAGAAAUCCAUUUUAAAAGAAGCAAAACCAGUAGAUAACUUCAUAGAAAGCGAAAUAUCAACUAAAAAUGUCUCGAUUAAGAAGGUUAAAUACGUUUAUCCCUCUAAAAACGUUAAUGAAAACAUUGUAGACUUAACCUUAGAUGCUCUGAAUAAGUUAACUGAUAGUUAUAAUACAAAGAAUAUGAUUUUUGGCGAUGAAACUCCGAUAUUUGUGCAAAUCACGAGCAUUAAAAUUCAAGACACCAAAGCAAACAUUAAGUUGGUUCUACCUCAUAGUACAUGUGCAUCAACUGGCGAAAUUUGUUUGAUAACACCAGACAUAAAGAAAGGUAAAAAACCUGAUCACGAACCUACUAUUGAGCGCUGGGAAGAACUUUUAAGUAAAGCUGGGGUUACUUCUGUGAAGACCAUAUUACCAAUGAGACAAUUGAGAGUAGAGUAUGAUCAGUAUGAAUUGAAAAGACGACUUAUGACUCAGCAUGAUUUUAUAAUGGUAGAUAAAAGAGUACUGACCCAUGUCUCCACUUUAUUGGGUACCAAGUUUUUCAAAAAGCAUAAUAUGCUAGUCCCUGUUAAAAUCAAUGAGCAGAAGGAUUUGAAAAAAGCCAUUGAUGUUGGUUUACGUUCCGUCAUGUUGCGUUUGAGUGAAGGUGCAACAUCAACAGUGGUCGUUGGACACACUGGAAUGCCAAAGACUCAUCUAUCAGAAAACAUACUUGCUCUCAUUAAACAACUUGCACUUAAAUAUCCUGGUGGAGAAUACAAUAUUAGAUCACUUUCGAUUAAAUUGCCAUUAUCAAUAUCUCUACCUUUAUACUUAACUCUAAGAUCAUCAAAUUUCAUAGCUCAGCCUAAAAUAAAGAAACCUGUACCUAAGGCAUAUACAGAAUAUGAAGAUGAGCUCUCAACUAUACCAGGAGCUAUGGUUAAAGUAGCUCCAGAUGGAUCAGUUACUGUAACUAAAAAAGAAAUGCAAUCUGAUGACGAGGAUAUGCAACAGUCUGAUGAAGAAGACAGCAACAAGGACGAAGACAUGGUGCAGUCAAGUGAAAAUGAAGACGAAUAA